Lachancea meyersii CBS 8951 is the source of this 489-nucleotide messenger RNA. NCBI's taxonomy places the organism in Eukaryota, Fungi, Ascomycota, Saccharomycetes, Saccharomycetales, Saccharomycetaceae. The record is from the annotation of a GenBank genome assembly.
AUGGACUUCGGCGAUGUGCUUAAUCUGGAAGACCAGUAUUAUCAAGACGGCUUCCAAGAAGGCCGAAAAGAAAACCUUACCCACAAUCUUAUAGAGGGCAAACAGUACGGUCUGCAAGUCGGGUUUCAACGAUUCCUACUGGUGGGUUUGAUUCAAGGCUGCUGUAAAAUGAUUAAAACGCUCAAUGUCAGCACCUCUGUAGACAAAAAUAUCGACAUUAUAAUCGAACUGAUAGACGAGAUUCCCCACGGAAACGAAGACGCUAGUGUGCAAAUAUACGAGCGUAAUUUGGUAAAGCUUAAAAACAAGUUUAGGCUCUUACUCAUGGCACUCAGCAAACACUGGAAAAAUUUGUCACCCGGUUCUACCAACAAACUGGCCUUCGAAACGGUUGAAAACGUCUCGAAAGUGGUUGCCGGAGAAUUGAACGCCUACGUCGAAGAUGCGGGACUAGACGUCAGCUCGCAGCCCCAGACCGAUAUGUGGUGA